AUGAAAGGAGUUUUGUAUUUAAUUCUUAUUCAGCUAUGGUUCCUAAUAGGAAAAGUUUUUAUUUCUGCAAAUAAGGUUCUAAACAGCUAUGAAUACUGGGAAGAACAAGUGAAUUCUGUUUCCAUAAAUAGCCAGGCAGACAAUAUAAAUACCCAUGUGAAAAAGAACGCAGACUCUUAUAUAAGAGAAAAUCUUGAUCAUUUAAGAUCAGAAUUACCAGAGAAUCAUAAAACCGCGUUCAAUAAUAUUAAAACUAAACCAAAACAUAAUUUUAAAACAAUCAAUUUUAAGGAAAAUGAAUUAAGCGAAACUGAUGUUGAAUCUAAUAAAGCCACAAACAAUUGUGAAUGCAUAAUUACAAACAACUCUUGCUGGACAAAAUCAGCAUGUAUUGGAGUUGCAAGUACUAUCUCUGUCUCUAGCCUUUUUAUAUUCAUUGCAAUUAUGUGGCUAGUUCAAGCUUUCUCCACUUAUGCUGCAAAAGAAGAACAUAUCAUUUUUAAAAAUAAACUUAAAAAUAACGAAAAUACGAAAUAA
This is a messenger RNA of Cryptosporidium ubiquitum, 537 nucleotides long. RefSeq lists its product as uncharacterized. The transcript has 3 exons. Lineage: Eukaryota; Apicomplexa; Conoidasida; Eucoccidiorida; Cryptosporidiidae. Bases 1 to 537 code for a protein of 178 amino acids. The record is from RefSeq and is a predicted model, not a curated record.